Messenger RNA from Strongylocentrotus purpuratus (purple sea urchin), 9619 nucleotides. It is a transcript of the gene ttc28, whose product is annotated as tetratricopeptide repeat protein 28. The transcript is spliced from 16 exons. Gene Ontology annotation, molecular function: protein binding. The coding region runs from base 171 to 7763 and encodes 2530 amino acids. The record is from RefSeq and is a predicted model, not a curated record. NCBI's taxonomy places the organism in Eukaryota, Metazoa, Echinodermata, Echinoidea, Camarodonta, Strongylocentrotidae.
CAAUAUGAGAGAAUUUCCGUCCAGAAUUCUACAAAGAUGACCUGGAAAUUUAUUUAAUUUGGGGUGAUGGUACUCUUGAAGAAACUAUCUUACAAUAGUUGCCAAUUUGCAAUAGUUGCCAAUGGUUUGUGAUAGAGGAUUUCUAGCGAGGAGGCCCCUGAUACACAAGCAUGAUGAAAUGGCAGCCAGCAAAAAAGGCCUAUUAUCGUCAGGGUGUGGCCCUGCAGUGUCUUGGUCGCCAUGCCGAUGCGUUGGCUGCAUUUUCCUCCGGUCUGGCCCAGGAUCCCAAGAGUCUUCAGCUCCUGGCUGGUCUUGUGGAAGCGGCUGUCAAGUCACCACUCAAAGACAACUUCGAGCCGACCUACAAGCAGCUAGUCUCUAUGAACCUGGAUAAGAGUCCGUUUGUAAUCAUCUCCGUGAUUGGUCAAGAGCUCCUAGCCGCCGGCUAUCAUGCAUCCUCAUUGGUCGUUCUGGAGUCUGCACUCAAGAUAGGUUCAAGUAGUCUGAAGCUACGAGGCUCUGUCUUCUCGGCGUUGAGCAGUGCGCACUGGGGCCUCGGAAACACGGAGAAGGCUAUCUCAUACAUGCACCAAGACCUGUCAGUCGCAAAAUCACUCAGUGACCAUGUGGGUGAAUGUAGGGCCCAUGGAAACCUGGGAGCAGCGUACUUCUCCCAGGGCAACUACAAAGAAGCCUUAACUCACCAUCACUUCCAACUCUACCUAGCUAUGAAACAGAAAGACCGGAACGUAGCAGCAUCAGCACUCAGUAGUUUAGGUCACGUAUACUCAGCAAUUGGAGACUUCCCCAAUGCACUCACAACACACAAGCAGUGUGUCACUCUGGCACGACAACUCAACGACAAGCAGUUUGAAGCUCGGGAGAUUGGCAACGUUGGCGCCGUCCAACUCGCACUUGGAGACUUUGACAAGGCACUGGAGUGCCACAAAAAGCACCUGGACAUCGCCAAACAGCUAGAGAAUAGAACCGAAGAGGCCCGGGCCUACAGUAAUUUAGGAAGCGCUUACCAUUAUCAGCGGAACUUUGAAAAGGCAUCGCAUUACCACAGUGAGGUGCUGACGAUCGCGAAGGGACAGGAAAAUCGUGCAAUGGAGGCGAGAGCCUAUGCAGGACUUGGCCACGCUGCCAGGUGUUCGGGGGAUCUGAACACGGGUAAGCAGUGCCAUGAACAGCAACUCAAUAUAUCACUCAGCACCAAAGACAAGGUCACGGAAGCGAGGGCGUGUUCUAACCUGGGGAUCGUGUAUCAGCAGCAGGGACAAUACGAGACCGCGCUGAAGUGGCACAAAGCACAUAUGAACAUAGCCACGGAGAUGAACGACCGUGCUAGCAUGGGACGUGCGUACGGUAACAUGGGCAAUGCGUACAGUGCCUUGAACCAGCAUGAACAAGCUAUCAAGUACCACAAGCAGGAGCUGACCAUCUCGCGCGAGGUUAACGAUAGGGGUGCAGAAGCAUGCACCCAUGGUAAUCUCGCUGUUGCCUAUCAGGCGAUGAACAUCAAGGAUAAAGCCAUGGAGCAUUAUCAGAGCCAUUUGUCAAUAGCGGGUGAAUUGAAGGACAAAGCCAGUGAGGCAAGAGCAUUGAGCAACCUUGGUAACUAUCACAGUUCUAGAGGGGAGUUCCAACAAGCGAUUCCAUUCUAUGAGCGAUACCUUGCAUUAGCGAAGGAGGUCAAAGAUCUCGAAGGACAAGGCAAAGCAUACCAUAAUCUAGGAUAUGCUCUCUACUCCUUAGGGAACUAUAAGGCUGCUGUUCAAUACUAUGAGAAAGAUCUCUUGCUUGCCAGGGAUCAGAAAGACAAAGUUUGGAUGGGAAGGGCCUAUUGCAAUCUGGGUUUGGCUUACAGGACGUUAGGUAACUUUGAGAGGGCCGAAGACUGCCAGAAGUGCUUCUUGACGAUCACACAGCAGGUCAAGAAUGCUCCUGGCAAGUUUAGGGCUUUGGGAAACCUUGGGGACAUCUUCAUGGCCAAAAAGGAUACAGAAGGUGCAGUGAGGUUCUAUGAGCAACAGUUACAACUCGCGAAAGUGGUCAGCAACAAGGCGCUGGAAGCAACUGCGUUUGGUGCGCUCGGUGCUGCUCAGAGAAAACUGAAACAUUAUGACAAAGCACUGGCACACCACACACAAGAAUUGCAGUUGUAUCAAGAGCUCAAUGAUCUUAAAGGAGAAUGCAAGGCUCAUAGCCACUUAGGUGCUGUACAUACCUCCCUAGGAAAAUUCCUUGAUGCUUUUAAAUGCUAUGAGGAACAACUGGAGAGAGCACGCGAGCUUAAUGAUGGACCCAUUCAGGCACAAGCCUAUGGCAAUCUUGGUAUUACCAAAAUGAACAUGAACCUCUUUGAAGAUGCUCUAGGCUAUUUUGAGGAACAACUUGGAGCUCUUGAACAAGUAGGAGGCAAUGUGGUGCUACAAAAUCGUGCAAGUGCUUUUGCAAACCUUGCAGAGUGCUAUGAAGCACUGAAUGAUCUUGAGGAAGCAAUAAAGUGUUAUGAACAGUACCUACUUAUAGCACAAAGUAUAAGGAAUCUAGAAGAGCAGGACAAAGCUUACCAUGGUCUAGGGAACGUCCAUCGCUCACUGGGAAACCUGCAACAAGCCUCUUUCUGUUAUGAGAAACGUCUACUUUUAGCACAUGAAACAAACUCUGCAACAGCCAAAGCAUCAGCUUAUGGUGAGCUUGGUUGUUUACAUAGUCUCAUGGGUAACUUUGAACAAGCGGUAUCUUGUCUUGAAAAUCAAAUGAGGAUAACACUUGAAGCAAAUGAUAAAGCAGGGCAAGCAGAUGCUGCUUGUGGACUAGGUGGUGUGUAUCAGCAAAUGGGAGAGUUUGAGAAGGCUCUUGAGUUUCAUGAGGAUGACUUGAAGAUUGCAGAGGAAACCAAUAACCUUUCUUGUCAGGGUAGGGCCUUUGGAAACUUAGGAGUGACCCAUGAAUCACUGGGGAACUACCAGAAAGCAAUUGUCUAUCAAGAACAACAUCUCAGUAUAGCCGCCCAGGUCAAUGAUAGAGUAGCGAAGACCUUGGCCUAUGCCAGCUUAGGUAGGGUACACCAUGCCCUGGGUAACCACACCCAAAGUGUCACCUACUUCAAGCAGGGACUGCAGAUUGCAAACCAACUCGGUCGCAGGGAGGACGAGGCCAAGAUCCGGCACCGACUCGGUCUCGCCCUCUGGUCUAUCUCCAAGCUGGAGGAUGCACAACAUGAGCUCUACCGCGCUGCAGAGAUCUUCGAGGAGAUCCGAAGAGACGCCCAUGGAAGCGGAGAGUACAAGAUCUCACUCUUUGAUGCUCAGUCCGCAUCCUAUCAAGCCCUUCAGCGUGUCCUAGUGGCCCUUGAUCGCGCGGAUGAAGCUUUGGCAGUCGCAGAGCGUGGACGGACAAGAGCUUUUGUGGACCUGCUGAUGGAACGUCAGACUGGAAAUGAGACGGCAUCUAUGGACACGACUCUCAUUACCAAUGAUCAGAUACAAGACCUUGUCAGCAGGCAGAAUGCUCACAUCCUCUAUUUCUCUAUUGCUGACGGUCAUCUGUAUAGCUGGCUGAUGAAUCCAUCGGAUGGUAUUGUCAAGUUCCAUGAUUGUGACUUAGCCCACAUUGACAAGGACACCAAGGCUGAUGACCAAUCCUCCACAGCGUCCUCCACCACCUCCCUGCCUUCCCUGAACCUGACCAACGGCAUCUCCUACUCCUGCACCGCACUCCUGGAGCAGUACAUCAGUCAUGCCCGGGAAGCCCUGGGGGUGGACACCCACAUCCAUUACAACGGGGACAUCACCAGCGAGACGGAGUCGGAGGCUGACGAUCUCCUGCAGCAGCACUUGGAAGAGCUAUCCGCCAAGCUGGACUCGGACCGGAGCGGCUUCCUGCGUCUCACCAACCGCAAUAACAUCAUCAACAGUUCAUCCCGUAGCAUUGCCAGCCUGGCAAGUCAGCUGAGUGGUGGGUUAGGAAGCCUCAACGGGAGCAUCGCCAGACGAGAAGCAGCCAACAAGCUUCUGAGGCACAAGUCGUGGUCUGGCAAGCCUCCGUUGAGGGCGCUGUAUGAUGUCUUGAUUGCACCAUUAGAAGAUGCCCUGCCACAACCCAAUGGACCUGAUACGCCAAGAACAGAUCUUGUGUUGGUGCUAGAAGGAGACCUGUACUUAGUGCCUUUCUCCAUCCUCAAGGGAGGCUCCUCCACCGAAUCCUUCCACGAGCGCUUCAAUGUUCGGAUGGUCCCCUCUCUUCGUGCGCUGAACCUUAACAUGUACUGGGAGCAGCGAUCUCCGACCAGCAGUGGCAUGCAGCCUGCCCUGGUGGUGGCCAACCCUAAGCUUCCUACCAGCGUCAUCGACAAGUGGGGUUGGAGCGGGAUGGCUGGCUCAGAACAGGAGGCAUCAACUGUAUCAGAACUUCUCGGGGUCAAACCACUGACUGGUGCCUCGGCCACCAAAGAGGGAGUCCUUCAUGCCAUCGAGAGUGCCGAGUGCCUCCAUUUUGCUACUCAUGUUUCCUGGAAGCUUUCGGCUCUAGUGCUAUCACCCAAAGAUCCUACCCCGAUAUUGAGUGCCUCUCCAAUCCAUCUUACAAGUGCCAAUAGUCCCAACUCUCCUGAGCAGCUGGACCUGAACGACAUGAACAGUCCCGAGCCCCACGCUCGCAACGGCUCCCGCUCUGACAUCCCCUCGCUGAGUGACUUCCUCCUAACAGCAGCUGACAUCCUGGAUCUCCAUCUCACCGCCAAGCUUGUGGUCCUUAGUCCCUACGGCAACGAGGGGCGUGGUGGCGGCGGCCGCAUCACCUCCGACUCUGUCAUCGGCCUGGCCCGCUCGUUCCUGGCGGCGGGGGCCCAGAGCGUCUUGGUCCCCCUCUGGUCCAUGCCAGAGUCGGCGGUUCAAGUCUUCGUCAGGGCCCUCUACGAUAAGCUCCUGGGCGGGAGCAAGGCCAGCGUGGCUGUGGCAGAGGCCAUGAAGAGCGUCCGGGAGGUGAAGCAGUUUGCGCAUCCGUCCAACUGGGCGGGGUUUGCUCUCGUGGGCUGUGAUGCGAGGCUGAGCAACAAGAGCGCCAUGUUUGGUAACGCCCUGGGUGAUGUCCUGACCACGCCUUCCAAGUGCAGAGAUGCCCUGAGAGUACUGCUACAUCUGAUUGAGAAAUCCCUGCAGCGGAUCAACCGCGGUCAGACCAACCCCAUGUACACCACCCAGCCGAGCAUCACCAAGAGGGUGGGGCCGGUCAGGGGGUGGCAGGAGCUUCUCAAGUCCGUGGGCUUCAGAUUCGAGGAGGAGAUAUCUUCCUCCAUCCCGCCCUCCGUCUUCUUCCCUCAGUCGGACCCGGGAGACAGGCUCCUCCAGGCGAGCUCCAGUCUCCAGGCAUUGCUAGGACUCACCAAUCAAACCAACCUGGCUAUAUCCAAGCUUCUACCGUUCCCGGAGGCAGCUUUGGAAAUCAUUGAAAUGCUCCAGCAUGUGCAGUCCAAGUACUGCAGGGAUGGAGAGGGGGGCAUGCAGUUACCAGUCAACGUCAAGCUGUGGCAGACACCUGGAUGUCAUGAGCUUCUGUCUUCAUUAGGGUUCGAUGUGAUAGACAUGGGACCAGAGGAAGUCCUUCUCAUCACAAGGAAACAAGUCAGCAGAAGAUCCAUCCAUUACACCCUGCAGGGAUUGCUGGCUAUCUUCAAUCCAUCAGAAGCUCCCAAGACCUUGCCUUUGGAGAGUUUCUCCUCCAUGGAGAGUCUGAACUCUGAGACAUCCGGUACCUCUAUGUCUGGGAUGUCAGGGUUCUCCAUGUCAGCCAUGUCAGGAACAUCCAUCAUCUCCAGUCACUCCCUGAAGUCCGGAGAGGUGGUGGUGUCCAAACCCAACAAGGUCUCAUCAAGGUCUAUGAUGAGAAGCGUCAAGGAAGGCAGACAGAACCACCUUCAUGCAACAACUUCCACCCCGAAGGCACACAACUGGAGAGGGGAUUACUCCAGUACCAGCUUGACCUCGCUGGGUUUGAACAAUCCAGAGCUGUCACCGGUGUCGCCAAGUCCGCCUACCGUUCCUGAAGGGCGGAAGGAGAGAGAUGGCAGCAGGAGCGAUGAGCGGUUGGGUCAUCUGGGUAUUCCUCAAGAGGUCCUGGCCUUCCUGCAGGAUGAGAACGCCUUCAGUCCGGAAUCGGUGCCGCCGCCAAUAACGCUGAAGGCCGAAAGCCCUGUGUCAAUCAGUUCGCAGAGGUCGUCUAGAGAGUCGUUGAUUGGUGGUACGUAUUCACCUGUCGCAGGGACUGUUAAUCCUGCGUUCAUUGAUGAAACUGAUGAUAUGGUCAGUGAGCGUGGCUACACUCUUGCAGCCCUGAGACGGAUGAGUCCUACAGCCAGAGGAAAGCCUGUAGGCACCAGGCCCAGUAGGUCACCAUCACCAGGAGAUGUCUUCUUGCCAAACGCAGCUUCUACGAGUCUAGGACAGACGUCAAAGAACAGUAGCCGGGGCAAUAGCCCAUCAGGAAAACAGGUCGUAGCUGGAAAGACAAGACGUCAAAGUAGCACUGACAGUGUGGAGAGCACCACUAAGGGUGCGAGGCAGAAGAGCAGAACGUCCCCGCUGCAGGCGCUUGGUCAUGAGAACAUUGCCAUGAAGAUUCUGAAGGACACCAUGAAGCAUAUGACAGCCGUAGAACGCAUGCAGCAGUACUCUGAUCUCCAGCACAACAGAGAGAAGCUACGCAGAAACAGCAGCCAGGAUCGCGUGAGCCCCAUGGAACAAGAGACCAAAUUCAACAGUACUUCCAGCAGCAACAAUAACAACAGCGCAACCCCUAGCAAUAAAAGCGCUGCUCAGGUCAAUAAUCCUGUCUCUGCAACAGUGGUGGAGAGUAAGAUACAACACCAUACUGCCAAUGCAGCAAGCAUGGGCGCCCCUACCACUUCUUUGGUUGGUCGGUUGGAGAAGGCAGGAAAGAAGCCCCCUCCUCCCAUCAAAGCAAAGCCUCUCUUUGACAAUAAGCCUCGCAGUGGAGCUGGCAAUAAUCAAACUCCUCAUUCCAAACCAAAUGGCGUGAUUCCAAGUAGGACCAAUGGAUUUAGUCCUCAGGGAACCAACUCCACCCAUGGUCUGACAAGAACUAGUCUAGGACCUAUACCUUACAGGACUAACAAUAGCCAUCUCAGAGAAUCAAGGACUAGUGACAGUAGCGACAAGAGUUCUGAUUACCCUCGUAGUCCCAUCUCAAGUGAUCCUGACAGCAUCCGUCAUACCCCACCAUACAACAGCCAUUCCAUUCAUAACAAGUCCACCUUGCCACUCACCAAGCCUAUAAGCUACUCUUCACCGCCCGACUACAAACAAGUCAUGCUAUCCCGCCAAAAGGGCUUAAAUCCAAGCCCCAAUAGUAGUGUAGAUAACUCGAGCAGUUCACCUUCUAACCAAAUAUCCUCGAGCCAGAAUAUCAACCGACGACCUGGAAGCGCACUCAGCACCAACAGCAGCCUCUACUCAUCUACGUCCUCGAUACAAAGCGUCAUCCACGUCCCCAGCGUGGGGACUGCAAAUAGGCAGACCCCACCCCGACAGCUUGCCAUUGCCAGGCAGGGCAGUCUAGACAGCAAUGCCUCGACGGAUAGUCUAGGUCUUACCAUGAGCCCACGCACACCUCAGUCCCCCAACAGGCCUUUGAUGAAUGGAGGCAUCAGGUCGCCUCUCGCCUCCCCGAGGGAUCGCACCAAAGAUGGGGAACGCAAGAUUGUCGGGCAGAGGGUAUUCCAAUCAUCGCCUUGCUAACUGAGGCUACACCUCCAGUACUGUAAGAUAAUUAUUGUGUAUGAUGUCAGGUACAACAUCUAUCCUUCAAAAGACAACUAAAUGAAAACGGCAUAGAAUCAUUUGCUUGGAUUCUUGUUAGAUUUUGUUCCGACACAUGCUCCAAAACAACUCUAAACCAAGAAACAGUUGCCAGAAGUACUCAGCAACAAGAGUCACUUCACAAAAAAAUUAUUAUCCACUCAUAUACUAAACAGUAUGAGUAGGUGUUGAAGUAAUCAUUAUUGCGUUCUUUAAUAGAUGUAAUAAAAUUGGAAGAGGAAGUUUUAGCCCUAAUUUAUCAAAAAGGUGUGUGGCAACUGUUGUCGGUUAGGAAAUGAACAAUAACAGAUGGGGAGAAUGUGAUGAAGUGAAACACAUUUAUGUGAAUACUUUAGAUCUGUUAAAUUAUGGUGAAGUAUAUUGGUGAAUCAAUUCGGCACAUGGCUAUUAUACAAAUUUGUACAAAUGUACAUGCCCACCGACAUGACCAAAGACAGAACCCACAAAGAUAAACCAAGUGCUAAAUAACAUAAUUCCAUGAUUUGCUGUUAUUUUUAACAAAGGUUACACUUGUAUCUUUCCAAUUGGUUAUCAUGAAGACUCUUGUACUGUUGGGUAACUAUGAUUUCUAAGGAUGAUGUUUUCAGUUGGUAUGACUCUCAUUUUUAGAAAUCCUUUCCUUUUUUAAAGGAAACUGUAAUGUGCAACUCAUGGUAAAGUAAAGUGGAUUGGUUUGGUAUACACCAUAACAGGAAAAGAAUCAGAAUUUGCUGAAAUAGAAUGCACUUUUUUUAGUGACGCAGGGAUCUUUCUAUAAGUCCCUACAGGUAAUGCACACACUCACAUUUUUAUGCAUUUAUUAAUUUUGUAUUCAAAUGACAGAGAGAGAUCUGGAAAAAAAGAGUAAAAAUAAUUGGGAAAUAACAAAAAUAGAGAUAAUGAAAGAAGAGUACGGAGUGAAUUAUUUUUUAUGAUCCAGAAGGGUCUUAACUCUUUGUAAAAUUAUAACAGCCCUUCAGGCUCUCAACAGACUGUUUAUUACCUAAUCAAAAAUAAGCAAAAGCCACGCUACUAAUUGCUUAAAUAAUUUCUUAAUUUUCAUACAACUUGUAAUAGGCUUUCCAGGUAGCUUGCACUCUACAAAUAAAUAGUACUUGUUUCAUUGAGUUUACAGGGCCUUCUGGUCGGCCAUGGAGGAUUCCUUAUUUGGAAAUAAUUUGAUUAGAUUUCCAAGUGCCUAUGUGAUGAUAAUUUCCAUUUAUGGCAUUCCACUUUGUUUUGCUUGAUUUUACUGUAAUUUUUAACAGUAAUAAUAUUUAUACUCUGCCUCCUACAGAGACACGAUUUUUAUAUUCUAAUAUCUGCUAUUUUUGCAAAUGUAUUCCCCUGUUCGCUUUUGUAACCUCAACUUGCGGUCACAAUAUAUUUAUAGGUGUAUUCUAGUAUUCAAUUCCAUUCAAUGCUUCCACAAACUAUGACAUUUCAAAUGUUAUGCUAGAAAUUCAAAUUUAAUGAUGUAUUAUGAGUGUGCAAAAUUUAUAUCACCUGAUGUAUAUACUUUAUUAAUACUGUACAUAUGUAUAUAUAUAUAUGAAAUGUUGCUCAUUUUUAAACCAAAUUUUUACUGCAUUGCUGACAUUUAAAUUUAGAAGCAAGGUGUAUGUACAUUGAUGAUGCAAUGCUAAAGAGCAUUCUAUUUAUGUUUUUAAUUCACUAUUUAAGGCCGUGUAGUUCCUAUUUUAAAAACUUUUAUUCUCUGUUUGUGCUUUCAAUUUUAUUGUGUUGCGUUUUAUAUUAGAGGGCUAAUUUCAUAUUCUUAUAGCUUGGUUUUUGAA